Messenger RNA from Trichosurus vulpecula (common brushtail), 448 nucleotides. Its product is annotated as cytochrome c oxidase subunit 7A1, mitochondrial. Gene Ontology annotation, biological process: mitochondrial electron transport, cytochrome c to oxygen; mitochondrial respirasome assembly; regulation of oxidative phosphorylation. NCBI's taxonomy places the organism in Eukaryota, Metazoa, Chordata, Mammalia, Diprotodontia, Phalangeridae. The coding region runs from base 90 to 338 and encodes 82 amino acids. The record is from RefSeq and is a predicted model, not a curated record. The transcript is spliced from 4 exons.
CUGGAGUCUGGCCAAGGGUUAAGGCUGGGGCUGGUGCUCCUCUUGUCCUUGGGCUGUCAGCGCCGGACAGGACACGCACAGGACGCGCCAUGAGGGGCUUGUUGGUAUCCCACUGCCGGACCCUGAUCCGACCCUUCAGCUCCAGCACCAGAAACAACUUUGUGAAUAAAGUAGCUGAAAAACAAAAACUCUUCCAGGAAAACAAUGACCUCCCAGUUCACCUGAAGGGUGGAGGCACCGACAACCUCCUGUACAAAAUAACGAUGGCCCUCAGCUUGGGAGGUGCCAGUUAUAGCCUCUACUGCCUUGGCUGGGCCUCUUUCCCCCACAAUAAGUGAUACUGAACGCCAGGACCAGACAGAAGAGGAAAGGCUUGGCAGGGCCUGGGCCUGGGGUUCAGGUUAGGGAUGGGCAGAAAUAAAUUCCCUACCUGGAGAAAGCCAAUCCA